AUGAGGUCAUCGCUAGAUCCCCCCCCUCCUCCUUUUACUUCUCCUUCUUUAACUUCUCCUCCUUCUUCUUCUCCUUCUCCUCCUCCUCCUCCCUAUACCAACUCUAAUCACAUCAACGGCAAAUACAAUGCCCAUCAAGACUCCGAGUUCAAGGGUGGAUAUGUAGACAUCAGAAUGCAAAAAGACGUCAACUUUUGCCCAGAGAAAGGGGACAUCGAAAAGAUUCACAAGGAUGGACCCUGGAUGGCAGCGAUAAUCUUCCGCGUUAAGGACCUGCCAGCAGCUAUGAAGCAAGGCCUGUAUUGCUCGCAAGACAAUGUGGAUCUCAGUGGCUGCUGCUUUUACGAUGAUUUACAAUCAAUGCCGCCAGCGUUUCAAGAUUGGGGGCUAGGGCUUCAAGAUUGGGGCUUCACACAUGCUCGCAGGUUCCAGCGUAUUGACCUAGCUGAGAAUCCCCAGUGGAAGGCAACAUUAUUUGUCGUCUCACGUGGAAUCAAGCCCCUUUGUCGAUUUCGCAUCCAGACUCUCUCAGUUAAUAAUGUUCUUGGUGCGGCUGCUUUUACUCGAGACGAAAAAUUGGCCUAUAUGUAUAAUCGAGCGGAGCCUGAGCGAAAUUUUAAUGCAAUCUACGACGAUAUGCCGCUCCGUGGCUGGUGGCCGUGGCCUAAGAAUUCAAGUGUCUCGGACGACUAA
Metarhizium brunneum ARSEF 3297 is the source of this 693-nucleotide messenger RNA. RefSeq lists its product as uncharacterized. The record is from RefSeq and is a predicted model, not a curated record. NCBI's taxonomy places the organism in Eukaryota, Fungi, Ascomycota, Sordariomycetes, Hypocreales, Clavicipitaceae.